Molecule: messenger RNA, 184 nt
Organism: Racocetra persica
Lineage: Eukaryota; Fungi; Glomeromycota; Glomeromycetes; Diversisporales; Gigasporaceae
Source: the annotation of a GenBank genome assembly
AUGGAUAAUAAACUUAAGGAAUACAAUAUGCAAAGAAAGAAAAAGGAUAGUGAGCUUGAUAGGAAAGAGGAAGAUAAGAAAAAGGAAGAAAAGAAGCUACGAAUAAUUAAAGGAUUGCCAAAAACAACUUACUAUCACAAGUUUGGCUCUUCUAGUACUCUGACUAAUGCUGCUAAAGAAACCC